This is a messenger RNA of Priapulus caudatus, 1760 nucleotides long. RefSeq names its product putative riboflavin kinase. Gene Ontology annotation, molecular function: riboflavin kinase activity. Gene Ontology annotation, cellular component: mitochondrion. Bases 100 to 564 code for a protein of 154 amino acids. The record is from RefSeq and is a predicted model, not a curated record. Gene Ontology annotation, biological process: FMN biosynthetic process; riboflavin biosynthetic process. The transcript has 4 exons. Lineage: Eukaryota; Metazoa; Priapulida; Priapulimorpha; Priapulimorphida; Priapulidae.
CACGCUGUAGGACUGUGACAGUGUGUGUCAUCUGAGUGUGUCAUCACUUGUAAAAUUUCAUUGAGCGUUAACUCAAGAUCACAACGUUUAGAUUGACUAAUGGCAUCUGUUUUACCGUGUUUUACUAUCGGAAAAGUUGUUCAGGGGUUCGGCAGAGGUAGCAGGCAGCUGGGUAUACCGACAGCAAAUUAUGCAGAGGACGUAGUAAAGAAUCUGCCGGAGACAUUGGAUUGUGGUGUGUAUUAUGGCUGGGCACAAGUCGACAAUGGAGACGUCCACAAAAUGGUGAUGAAUAUAGGAUGGUGUCCUUUCUACAGAAACAAGUUGAAGUCAAUGGAAACCCAUAUUCUUCACGAUUUUGCCGAGGAUUUUUAUGGCUCAACUUUGAAGACCCUAUUACUAGGUUACAUUCGUCCAGAGAAGAGCUUUGAUGGUUUAAACGAUCUUAUAACUGCAAUCAAGAAUGACAUUGCCCAAGCUAAGACACUACUAGAUCUACCAGCGGCACACCAAUAUAAGGGUAGUAAUUUUUUUAGAAAUGGUUUCACCCAUUCCCUCUUAUAGCAUAGAUAGUUGUACAGAUAGGUAGGUUUUACCUAGUAAAGUUUAUUGUUAAUGACCAAGUUAACUGGCUUCGACAUUCGAGAGAGUGUCAAGUACACUAAAAGGAGCAAACGAUCAUGCGUGUUUCACAAGUAGUGCAUUAACUAAAAGUGUAGCUAUAAUGUAAAUAGUUGGAAUGUAGAGUAUAAUAGUAGUCAAUUGUCCACCACAUCCAACUUGAUAAAGUACAUGUAUACUAUACUAUCUUAGCCAUGCACCUGAAAAUGCCUGUGAUCAAGAAGUGUAUAUUUAUCAAAUAGAUUGCUUGGAGUAUAUUUCUUAAGACGAUGUGCUUUGUAGAUACAGGCAUUAGUGUAUAUGAGGUUGGUGUGAAUGUUUAUUUAUUAUGCUUGGCAUAAAUAUCUAUGAACAAUAUCUAGAUCCAUGCUAGAUACCCACCCUUCUGUGUGUAUUCUUCUGUAUUAGUUGGAGUAGAGUUUAGUAGCCUACCUACGCACAAUAUUGCACGUUUGUAGAGUAAAUGAAUACACAUUGUUGGCUGUUUGUUAAGUAAAUGGAGUGCUCACGAGGUUAUAUGUUGUUAUAGAUGUAUUCGUUAUGUUAUGGCAAACAAAUAAGCAAAUUCAUCCUAAACGAUUGCACGUGUGAUAUAUAUGAUUUGCUGCUUCGGUGAUAUUCACGUUUCUCACUGUUUAGUUGAACUUUGUAAGUAUGCUCGCAAUAAACCUAUCGCAGAUCUGUCAACUUGCACGAUGAGGUUUUCAUGCUCGGGAUCACAAUGUAUUGUGCGUUUGCACGUGAAUUCUAGCGAAUCUGGUGAGUCUGCUUCUAGAUCCAUCUAGCAUGGCUACCCACGUUCAACGUUUUAUAGACUUACGACAAUAAAGCUGUAUGGAGUUGAAAGGUCUGCGCGUAGAACUACCGGUUGGUCGACUAGUCUUAUAACGAAGAAGUUCAAUUGUGAAUAUAUUAUGUACUAGACAUAAGGUGGCGGCAGUCCGGAGGACAUAUGCUGUACAUGUCAAAUCUGGUCGGUUGUUUGUGUGUGUAUGUGUUGGUGCUAGAAUCUAUACAUUGAUAAUGAACCCUAGCGAUAUAGUAGCGUGUAUCUUUUGCAUGUACGUUAUUUCAUUCAUUUGCCAUGGAUUAGUUGAGAUGUUGAUUAAACAAAAAUUAUAUCACUACUACUAGUGAAA